GGGGGAAACAAAAACGACGCGCAUCAGUUCCGCUUUACUGAGAUCGAAACGCCGUGAUUCUAGUGUAAACAGGGUUAAACGUGAUGCCACACAGCGCGCGCCGGCGUGCUCGAGUUGCCAUGGUAACCUGCUCUUUUUCAGCCCGCGAGAGGCGCAAGAUGACGUCAGGUUGUCGGUGGUGACGGAGACGCGGGCGGACAGCGCGUGCUCCGGAUCCUCGUUCACUCGCGUUGACUGCGGCGGCGGCGGAGCCUCCAUCACCAUGACUGGCGUGCUGUGGAUUACUUUCACUGCGUGUUGAAGCGGGAACGAGAGGCGCCAUGGCUGAGAGGUUGGAAUGGGUGGAAAUCAUCGAGCCGCGCACCCGGGAGCGCAUGUAUGCCAACCUGCUGACGGGCGAGUGCGUUUGGGACGCCCCGGCGGGCGUGCAGAUCAAGCGCAGCGGACAGGACCAGUGGUGGGCUUUUGACUCCAAAACAUCCCGAUUCUACUACUAUAACGCUUCUACCCAGUGCACCGUCUGGCACCGCCCACACAGCUGUGACAUCAUCCCCCUCGCCAAACUACAGACCCUCAAGCAGAACACCAACACGGCUCCGCCCACCGCCACCACGACCAGUGCCUCCGCCGACAGCAGCCCCGCCCGCAGCGCCGUCAGCACCACGUCCUCACAGGAGCAGGAGGAGAAGACGUCCACCGCCGAGGAGGGAGACAGGUUCAGAUGGGGCACAGGCACCAGAGAGCGGAUGCUCAUCAAAGUGUCGGAUCGGGAACCCAGUUUUCUGACGCAGGGAAACGGAUACUCCAGUUCUUCCCCACGCUCCAGACGCUCGUCAAGCAACGCUCCUUCCGACCCCGAAGCCACGCCCCUUUCCCUGCCCGACCGCCUGGCAUCGCAGUCUCCGUUCCUGAAGAGAGCAGACUUGGGCGGCACUCAGCGGCGCUGCUCGGGCGAUUCCCAGCCAUCGUCCCCCCGCUAUGCUUACGAACCUCCUUUGUACGAGGAACCACCCUCGGAAUACCAGUCCCCGCCUAUUUAUGAGGAACCGCCUACUGACAUGCACUGCGACCAGGCCUUUUUUGGCUCCGACAGGUCUCCGGCGCGAAAACCAGGUCUUUACCACUCUCCCAAGCAAAGCCCGUCUCCUUACGGUCAACUGGUGUUGACGAGACAGCGGAGUUCUACGCCCGAGAAAACGCCCAAUCAGGGCGAUCGAGACUAUAGCUCAAGUGGGCGGGACUACAGCUCUGCGGGGCGGGACUACAGCUCCAGUGGGCGGGAUUAUAGCACGGGUAUGAGGGACUACAGCUCCGGUGGGCGGGAUUAUAACUCUAGUGGGCGGGAGUAUAGCGCCGCUGGGCGGGAAUAUGUAAAGCAGCUAGUUUAUGUCGAGCAGUCCGGCUCCUCCCCUCGAUUUAGGACGACCGAGCGUCUGCUGAGCUAUGGGACAACCAGUUCGAAUAGCUUGUCAGCUGGAUUUUCUUAUGGCGGCUCCUUUACGCUACAGCACAGUCACGAUCUCAACGGUGGCAAUCGUAAACGUAAGAACCGGAAGCCGUCUUUGCCGGGAGGCGAGGGCGAUGGCAUGGGGUCUGGUCUCGGGGCGAUGAUCACCCAAGCCCGGUUGGCAUGGGAGGCUCAGCAGAUGAUACAUCAGCGAGGGGGCGUGUCUUCCGACCAGGGAGCGAAAGACGGGUAUGAAAGCGACGGGGCGAUGCCCUUGCCGUUGCCUGGCCCAGUGGUGCGGGCGUUCAGCGAAGACGAGGCUCUUGCGCAACAGGAAAGCCACUGGAAGCGCGCCACCCUGGACAGACUGGCAUUUCCUCAGACGCUGCUAGAAAAGAGUCUGUCGGUACAAACCAACCUGGCAUCACCUGAACCUUAUCUCCAUCCCUCGCAGUCGGAGGAUCUCGGAGCAUGUUCUCAGUUCGAGGCCAGUCGUAAUGCUCGCAACAUGAUGCCCAGCGCAAGCUGUGGCAUCUUCCCAGAGUUCACGCUCCGCAAACCAUCCUCCGAGACGGACAUCGAGAACUGGGCAUCCAAACACUUCAACAAGCACACGCAGGGUCUGUUCAGGAGGAAAGUGUCCAUCGCCAACAUGCUGGCGUGGAGCAGCGAGCCCAUCAAGAAGCCCAUGAUCAUGACGACGGACCGGACGGUGAAGCGCGAGGCUGUGGAGCUCUUCAAGCUCAUCCAGACCUUCAUGGGCGACCGGCGGGGCAGAGGUGAGCCGCUGGCCGUGGCUCUGGAGGUGGCAGUGAGGGGCUGGAGCUGCCAGGGCCUGCGGGAUGAGCUCUACAUUCAGCUGUGCCGACAGACCACCGAGAACUUCCGCUACGACAGUCUCCAGAGAGGCUGGGAGCUCAUGGCCAUCUGUCUGGCCUUCUUCCCCCCGACGCCUCGCUUCCACAACUACCUGGAGGGCUACAUCUACAGACACAUGGACCCGCUCAACGACACCAAGGGAGUGGCGAUUAGCAGCUAUGCAAAAUACUGUUACCGUAAACUACAGAAAGCUGCGCUCACCGGAGCUAAGAAGGGUUUGAACAAGCCCUCGAUCGAGGAGAUCGUUCACGCUCGUAACGCCAUCUUUCGGCUCUCCAUGUUCGGCUCGUCUCUGGAGGAAGUGAUGGCGAUGCAGAAGGACCGUUAUCCUGACCGGCAGCUGCCGUGGGUUCAGACGCGCCUGUCCGAGGAAGUGCUGAGCCUGAACGGAGACCAGACCGAGGGCAUCUUCAGGGUGCCUGGAGACAUUGAUGAAGUAAAUGCUCUGAAACUACAGGUGGACCAGUGGAAGGUGCCCACCGGCCUGGAGGACCCACAUAUUCCAGCGUCGCUGCUGAAGCUCUGGUACAGAGAGCUGGAGGAGCCGGUGAUUCCUCAUGAGUUUUAUGAGCAGUGUGUCAUGAACUACGACAGUCCUGCGGCUGCUGUCAACGUCGUCCUCAACCUCCCUCACAUCAACAAACUGGUGCUCUGCUACCUCAUCCGUUUCCUACAGGUAUUUGCUCAAGCCUCCAGCGUGUCCAUGACUAAGAUGGACGUUAGUAAUCUGGCGAUGGUGAUGGCGCCAAACUGCCUGCGCUGCCAGUCGGACGACCCGCGCAUCAUCUUCGAGAACACGAGGAAAGAGAUGAGCUUCAUCCGCGUUCUGAUCCAGCACCUCGACACCAGCUUCAUGGACGGGGUGCUAUAGCACAAACACACACGUUAGCAUUCACACCUAACACCCACACAUGAAUCACCCGGCAAACCUCCUCGACAAGCCUCUUCCUGUACACGACACAGUCACGCUCGCCUUCCACAGCGUUUAGGUCAAAUCCACCAUCCCCAUGAUUUCUGAAUGUUUCUGAAUAUAUAAACCAUCCGUCCUCACAUGAUAGUGACUGUCCUGCUUUGGUUUCUAGCGUGCAUGUAUGUGCCGAAUGUGUCUGUUUCUGUUUUCUAACUCGACUGACUUGUAGACCGGUCCGUCUGAUUUUAUAUGAUUAAUUUAUUUGUUAUUUAUUUGAAUAAGGGUUUGUAAGUAUUGUACUGCCUUUUGAAAUAGAAAACAUCUGUCCUCACUGAUCACAUGCAUCAAUCUGUGUGUGUGUGCGUGUGUGUGUGUGAGCGAGUAAGUGCGUGUGUGUGUGUGUAUGAGUUCAUUUAUCACAGUUGUUUUAUACACUAUUGUGUACGUCUCACUGAAAUGGUACAACACAAGUGCCCCUCAUAGUGAACUACCUGCGGUAAAGGUGAAGUGUGUAAAUUAUGUGUAAAAAUGCACUUUCUGAACUCUCACACACUGAACUUUAAUAGCUAAUUGUUGAGUCAGAAAGUGUUUAACAUCCACAUUACGCGCUUCGCCUUUAAAUUCUCACAUAUGCUCACACAAGCAUCCAAAUGGCCUCAUUUACACACACACACACACACACUGAUUUGGUUUGGUGCUUGUAAUGAUCUAUAUCACACUGCCAAACACACAAUAUUGAUACUCGGUGCCCAUUCCUGCCUCCAGGAGACGUAUUGGUGAGAAACAAGUGAGACAGAAGAGAGACAGACAAUAAUGGAGGGAGAGAAUCUCACAAAAGAAGUGGCCGGGUUAUAUUUCACCACAAAAUCAAGAAAAGAGGAAAUGGCAAUUUGAGAGUUUGAGAACUUAAAUGUGAAAAAUUGAGGGUUGAACAUACUGCAAUGAUAUGAAAAACAAUUAUUUAAAAAAUGACUUUUAAAAAAGAAAAUAAAGGGCCAUUUAUAAUACAUAAUAUCAUAUAACAUCAUAUCACAUAAUAUCAUUAACAUAUAAAAGCCACUAUACAAUAUUGUGUUUAAAAUAUAACACAAUAUUAACAUCUUUUUUUACUUAACUGUUAUAUAUAAUCACAUUUAAACUUGUGAUGUUCGGGACAAAAUCAGCACUUGUGUGAUUGCUCUCGCUGCUCGUGUGAUAUCGUAUGAUAUAAAUAUGAGACAAAAACACAUACAGGGGCAUUUUUUUGCCCCAAUAUCUUGAAUUUUAGGGCAUAAUUGCAUUUAUGGAGUUGUUGCCCUGCAUCAUAUUUGUCAACAGUCAACUGUAUGAAAUGUAUGACGUACAGGUUUGGGGGCGGGGCCAGUGCGUUAACUGCAUUAAAAUAUUUCAAUCGCGUUAUUUUUUCAUAACUAAGUUAACGCGUUAAACUGACAGCCAUAAUAUAUAUAUAUAUAUAAAAAAAAAAAAAGAAAUAGCAUUUUAAGAUAUAAAUAAAAUGGCCCUUCAUUUUCUAAAUAUUAUUUAAAAAAUUAAUAAUUGGAUUUUGAGGUGAAAUAUGAGCUGGAUGUGCUCUUGACAGACAAAGAUGUUUGUAUGUUUGGCUUCUCAUCUCUGCACACCCUGAUCUGUCAUGGCCACACCUUCACGUCCUCAUCUGUACAGAACAAUGUGUAAAAAUACAAAUAAAAGCUAAAACGAAAGAAAAGAAAAGAAGAUAACAAAAUAGUUACUACAGUAUUUGACAGCAGGAGCGUUUAGGUUUGAAUCUCAAAACUCAUCCAUUAGCAAAAACUUAGAUUAAAAAAUAAUAUAAAAGCAGAUAUGAUAUGAAAUAUGAUUCUAUGUCUGAUGAAAAGGGAAGAAAAUCCAUGAGCAGAGCACUGUGACCUGCGUCCUGAGACCAGCACACACACACACACACACACAGACACACACACAUGCGACAGACAGGAUUAUGGGAGAUUGUGCUGUAUGCAGAGAUGUUUCUCGUCACAGGUUUAAGCUCAUGGUAUUAUUACUGUAUUUAUGGAGUCAUAUUAAUAAACCCCCUCUCCCUCCUUUUGUUCUGAGGUCAAAGGUUACUCUGGACGUUACGGUCGAGCUGAACAUUGUUUAUUAAA
Molecule: messenger RNA, 5356 nt
Organism: Onychostoma macrolepis
Lineage: Eukaryota; Metazoa; Chordata; Actinopteri; Cypriniformes; Cyprinidae
Gene: arhgap39
Product: Rho GTPase activating protein 39
Biological process (GO): signal transduction
Cellular component (GO): cytoplasm; cytoskeleton
Molecular function (GO): GTPase activator activity; protein binding
Source: RefSeq, a predicted model, not a curated record